AUGGCUAACCAUGGUAGAAGAAACCAACCCGAGGGUCAUCCCGACUUCCCGUGGUACACGUUUUCGAGGGUAGUGAGUCCAAAAGUUCUUGCUCAAUGGAAUGGGAAGCUUUCUUGGAUGAAAGAACGCAAGGUGCAUGUCCCAGCUGAAGUCAACUGGUUCGUAUGCAUGGCAUGGAGGAGAUUCUUUCACAUUCAAGACGUGGUCUACAAGGAGUUGGUGGUUGAGUUCUUGGCGACAGUUACAUUCCGGAGACAAAUUGGUAUCCAUGAACCAAAGAACAUCACAUUUUGUUUAGGGAGAGAGGUGCAAGCUGAGCUUAACCGAGUUUGA
Molecule: messenger RNA, 333 nt
Organism: Lactuca virosa
Lineage: Eukaryota; Viridiplantae; Streptophyta; Magnoliopsida; Asterales; Asteraceae
Source: the annotation of a GenBank genome assembly